UACUCCUUCUUUGAAUUAUCUCAGCUCUUGAUUUCGCCGGCAAUUGGAGGAAUAUGGCAAUAGAACCUCCGCUCUGAAAGAAAAAGAAAGAGCGCACAAUGCCGGAGUCGCUGUUAUCGAAGAGGGAUCAAGUCUUGGAGAUCAACUUGAUCUCCGCACAAGAUCUCAAACCGCCUGCGUCACCUCGGCGAAGGUUGCAAACCUACGCCGUCACCUGGGUAGACCCUUUCACAAAACUCCGAACCCGUGUCGAUCAAAUCGGCGGCGAGAACCCUACCUGGAACGACAAGUUCCUCUUCCGCGUCUCGCCCCAGUUCCUCGCCAGCGAGACCUCCGCAGUCUCCGUGGCCAUCUACUCCGUUGGUCUUCUCCGCGAUCAUUUGAUCGGCACCGUUCGGUUUCUCGUCAGUAACAUUCUCCGCUCCGCCAGUGAUAGCGACGGCGACUCUAUCAGGACCCCUUCCUUUUGCGCGCUGCAGAUACGCCGUCCCUCGGGGAGUUUCCAGGGCGUCAUGAACAUUGGUGCGAUGGUGUUAGAAGGCUCGGAUUGCCCGGCAUUGAAUGGAAUUUCAGCGAUAGGGUACAGGGACCUCAUGGGAGAGAAAGCCCACCACCGCGGGAAACACUACGAUGAGAAGAAAAAGUCGAAAUCGAAGCACGCAGACGAGCUGUCCAGCGAAUCUUGCGAGAAUUCUUGCGCCGACUCUAUGGAUUUAUCGGAUGACGCGGAAUCAUCAACUUCAUCAUCGUCCUCAGCCUCAACAGCGUUGAAAGAUUGGAACGGAGUGCGAGAAUUGGCGGGAAACAAGGGUCUGAAGUCACCAGGAUUCUUGUGUGGUUUGUUGACUCAAAGAAGGUUCCAUCUGAGCUCGACGAACCUGUAUAUGAGCUCCGAGACCGGAGACAUGGAAAUGUAAAGAAACACCCAUGCCGUAUAUGAAAUUUUGAUCAACACGGACUCGAAAGUAAUGCAGAUGGACGCUGCAGAGAAUCGUUUGAAUAAUAGAGAUGUUUGUGGUCGGUGAAACCUUCUCUUUCUGUGUCCUCCUUUCACAUUUAGCUUCUGUGCUGUGUUUUCUGGAUUUGAGCUCCCUCUUGUUCUGUAGUGUCCGACUACGUUGUGAAUUUCUUGCUUGGUUGCUGGCUUUUCAUUCCAAAUUUCCAAAUUUUAGU
Molecule: messenger RNA, 1173 nt
Organism: Neltuma alba
Lineage: Eukaryota; Viridiplantae; Streptophyta; Magnoliopsida; Fabales; Fabaceae
Exons: 1
Coding region: 99-917 (272 amino acids)
Biological process (GO): defense response
Source: RefSeq, a predicted model, not a curated record